CGCAGCAUAUUAACAUAGAUAUGACACAUCCAGUACACAGAAGCUAGUGUAGACGAUGCCGUUACCAUGGUGGGCACGCAUAGUACUGCGCUGCGUAAGAUGCGUCAUAUCAGUGGAACAUGUAGCAUUCAUCAUGGAUGGAAAUCGCAGAUUCGCAAGACUUAUGGGAAUGGAAGUACAUAAAGGACACCGAUGCGGACUUAACAAACUAAUGGAAGUUAUUGAAAUGUGCCAGCUGCUCGGAAUCAAAGUCAUAACUGUCUAUGCAUUCUCUCUGCAAAACUUCCAAAGAAGUGAAACCGAAGUUAACAACAUCAUUAACUUGGCUACCGAAACAGCGAAAUCAAGAUUACAACCAGGGCACAAGCAAACAUUCGCGAUUAAGUUCCAUGGAGAUAUGAGAUUCCUACCGGAAUAUCUGAGGAAGACACUUCAGGAAGCUGAAGAACUAUCCGAUAAAUUAAAAACUGAAGAUCAAAUAUUGGUAAAUGUAUGCGUAUCAUAUGGAGGACGCAAUGAAAUAGCGAGAGCCAAAGAAAAAAUAGCCAAUAUACCAGGGGAUAGAACACAUGAAGAAGAAGCAAAGCUAUUCUAUAGCCUCCUGGUAGGAGGAGAAUAUAAACCACCAGAAAUAUUGAUAAGAACAUCAGGAGUAACAAGACUAUCAGACUUCCUUAUAUACCAGUGCUCUGAAUUCACAACAUUCUACUUCCUACACGACACGUGGCCGGAGCUGUCAAUGUGGAGUCUAAUAGGUACGCUGAUACACUGGACAAUAUUCUGCGGGCGCAAGAGCACAGACCGUGGAUAUACUAUAUUCUAGAAAACAGU
Babesia bovis T2Bo is the source of this 831-nucleotide messenger RNA. RefSeq names its product putative undecaprenyl diphosphate synthase family protein. The transcript has 6 exons. The record is from RefSeq and is a predicted model, not a curated record. Lineage: Eukaryota; Apicomplexa; Aconoidasida; Piroplasmida; Babesiidae. Gene Ontology annotation, biological process: polyprenol biosynthetic process. Gene Ontology annotation, cellular component: endoplasmic reticulum. The coding region runs from base 56 to 823 and encodes 255 amino acids.